UCAUGUUGCCUCCGCGGUCGCCAUUGCCCACCUCCCUCUCAAAAAUUCCUCACUCCAAAAUCCCCCACUCCAGAUCCUCUGUCGCCGCCGCCGGUGUGCCUGCUCCGUCGACUUCCCUCUCCGCUUCGCGCGCCCCUUCUUCUGGCCAGGAGCGGCUGAUCCGCGGGCGUGGCUGCUCUGUCCCACGGCAUGUCGCCACCCAUCGUUGCCGUCGGGGCUGCCGGCCUUGCGCCUCUUGCAGCCUCCCUGGUCCCUCCCGCCGACGAGCCAGUAUCCUUUGAACAGUUUGUGGCCGAGCAUGGGGUUGAAGAUGAGAAGGAGGAGGCCUCCUGCUUCGCCGGGCCACAAGAAGGCAUCAGCGGCGUUGACGGACGAGGCGACCAAGGACUAGGUAGCAGCAUCGAAGACGGUGGCGAACAAGAAAGGGGCAGCGACAUCGACGACCACUGCGCCGAAGAGUUGGGGAGCGUCGACAGUGGCUUCGGCAGCGACGUCCUCCAAGAAGGGGCCGCGGUGUCGAUGACGCUGGUGUCGGGUACAAGAAAAGAUCCGCCAAGGGGACUCAGGCUAUGAUGCGGACGAUGAGGACAUCAUUGGAUACGAUGGCCACGGCAACUCUGGGCAAGCAGCUGCUGUCGUCGAAGUGGAGAAUGCAGAGGACCUGCUGGUUGCACCCAGUGAGGUGAGUUUUAUAUUUACAUGGAUUCCAAAAUUGAGAAUUGUUGAUACACAAUCUUGAUUUGAGAGCACUAAACAAUGCAAUGUGCUGCUGGCCACGCCGUCGGUGAGGAGCAAGUGGCGGAGAACAUGUUCACCGGCGUCGUUGACUUUGCAGCCGUGAUGGUUGCGCUCGAAGACGGCGACUCGUCUUCAGACGCUGGGUACCAGACCACAGACGAGCACGAAGAUGGCGACGACGAGGUGCUCGACCCGCGUCGUGAUUUCGGCAGCGAUGGCGUCCGGAACCUUAUGCAGCGACGGGUCCGGGCAUACCGGGUUCAGUUAGCAUUUUAUUCUGACAGUUGGGGAGAGGUGUUUUCUGUUGGUCGCCAGAGGGCAAUUAGUCAUCGGUUUCAGCUAGCUGGGGUUUAGUCUGAAAUGUUUGUGUUGUAACCUUUUUUGCCCGACGACUCCUAUCAAGAAAGCUGGACCUUAUACCAAUCAGUAGCAAUUGUAAUUUAGUUGCUAGUCACUGAUGGUGAUUAUCGAUGAAAACUCAGAAUUAUG
Molecule: messenger RNA, 1227 nt
Organism: Lolium perenne
Lineage: Eukaryota; Viridiplantae; Streptophyta; Magnoliopsida; Poales; Poaceae
Source: RefSeq, a predicted model, not a curated record